AUGGCCGCACCUGCAAGCGAAACCCAAAUUAUGCUUCGAACGUUUAGGGCAUUUGCCGUCAACGAAGACAGCUCUGUCUACUUCCGCUUAGUUAUCGAUGGCGGCAGUCAAAGAACAUUUAUUCGUGAGGAUCUUGCCAAAUUGCUCAAGCUAGAUGUUAUUGAUACAAUAACCCUACGUGUAAAUACGUUUGCAAACGCCAAACCUGCGAAUGGCAACAGGUAUAAUGUGGUCAGAGUGCGCGUGAAGAGUCAGCACACUCCAACCGAAGUAACGCUUGACGCCAUCGUGAUACCGUUUAUAUGCAAUGAUCUCACCCAAACACCGGUGGAGAGCGAGUUUGUAAAAGAGGUCCACCACGACGGAGGUUUCCUAGCUGAUGUGAUUUUGCAAUCACCAUGUCCAACGAUCCACGGUGUGAGCUUUCUCCUCGGAUCCGACCAAAUGUGGAAGCUUCUUACCGGCCAAGUGCGGAAAUCGCAGACGAACGACCGCUUGGCAGCCAUCGAAACUGCACUUGGAUGGACGUUCCAAGGUCCAGUAUGCACAAGAGCUUCCGUGGAGCAAAACGCAAACCUGGCUGUUUGUGUUCUGAGAGUGGACACAACAGAAACGUGCCUAACAAAAUUUUGGGAUCUGGAAGCUAUCGGCAUUACGGACGAUCCUAAAUCUCCAAACGAAAGUGAGGCGGAAGUAAUGCGACGUUUCACUGUUGGCCUCAGACGCAACGAAGAACGGUACAUUGUGUCACUGCCAUGGAAGGAACAUCACGAAAAGCUUCCCGACAACCACGAGGUAGCCGCUACAAGAUUAAAGAAUUUAACCAAGAAACUGAUCAGAGAAGGCAACAUGGACGAGUAUGAUUUGGCCAUACGCAACUACAUAACGGACGGACACGCAGAAAAGGUUCCCGAUGUUGCAACAAACGAAGCACAACCGGUGUACUACAUGCCCCAUCGCGCUGUCGUGCGAGAGAAUGCCACAUCAACAAGGCUACGAAUAGUGUUUGACGCCUCAUCGCACGCACCUGGGAAAGCUUCACUUAACGACCAUCUUGAAAAGGGACCAAAACUGAACUGUGAUUUGCUGCCAGUCCUUCUCCGUUUCCGAACGUAUCGAGUUGCUAUUACCGCUGACGUACGCAAAGCAUUUCUACAAAUUGAAGUACAGCAAGAGGACAGAAAUGCACUACGCUUCCUGUGGUUCACCGAGAAACCGGAGAACGAGAAACCACUGCCCCAAAUUGAGGAAUGGAGGAUGACACGCGUUCCCUUUGGAACAACGGCGAGUCCGUUUCUGCUCAGUGCUACACUAAGACAACACCUCAACACAGCCAGUGACUGUGACAAGAGCAUUGCAGAGACAUUGGCAACGUCAUUCUACGUCGAUGACCUCCUGACGGGGGCAGACAGUGAUUCCGAGGCACUUCACAUCUACGAGACUGCGACAAAACUUCUCGGAACAGCAGGAAUGAAACUACAAAAAUGGGCCUCAAAUUCGGCAGCAUUGGAUCAUAAAUUCAACAGGUACAACGACGACGAGACAGAGAACAACAAACUGCUCAACAACAACGAGAUCACAAAGGUCCUUGGCCUCGCUUGGAAUAAAAGCGACGAUAACUUCAAAUUCACGGGAUGCAACCUGCUUGAGGUUGUCGCAUCUUCUGCGAACACAAAGCGCGCCGUCCUACAGGCAUCUGCUCGACUCUUCGACCCAUUGGGAAUAUUGUCACCUUACACUAUCCGAAACAAGAUUUUGUUUCAAAAGCUGUGGGAAGAUAAGCUGCCGUGGGACUCGCCACUACCACAGGCAAUCGCUGAAGAAUGGAACAGCUGGUGCAGUGAGCUGCUACAGCUCAAGCAUGUAUCUGUCGACCGCUACGCAAUGCGUGGAAUUGAGGGCCAACCAAGGCGGCUACAGCUACACACGUUCACCGACGCCAGUCCCCUCGCUUACGGAGCAUGCAUAUAUCUACGUGCAGAAGACUACUUCGGCAACGUCAGUGUAUCCUUACUUGUCGCCAAAGCCCGAGUAGCCCCAAUCAAGAAAUUGUCACUACCGAGGUUGGAGCUAAUGGCGGCACUCGUCGGAGCACGCUUCGCGAAGUUUACGUCAGAUGCCUUAACGAAUCUAAAACCGGAAACAUGGUUUUGGUGCGAUUCUACUAUAACGCUGGCCUGGAUCAACAGUUCACCGAUCAAAUGGAAGCCUUUUGUCUGCAACAGGGUGCAGGAGAUACAGUCUCUCACGGAUACCAAGAAAUGGUCACAUUGCCCUGGCACACAGAAUCCCGCCGACUUGCUAACUCGCGGGACAACGGUCAACAACAUAUCUCACAGUGAUCUAUGGCACAAGGGUCCGGAAUGGCUAGCGUCGACGCAGCUCCAAUGUUCGCCUGACACUCAUCAAGCGGACGACGAGGCGUCACAUGCGAUUUAUGAAACAGGAGAGGAGGAGCGAUGUAUCACCAAAUCAGUGGCUGUGCACCUAGUUCCUGAGAAGGCGCCACCUCUUCUGGAAAUCGAACGAAUCAGCUGGCUACAAAGGCUCCUCCGUAUCACCGCAUGGAUUCGAAGAUUUACAUGGAACUGCCGCAACGCAGCCAGCGACAGGAAACAAGGCCCUUUGGACACAUCUGAGGUACACGAGGCCGAGGAGUACUGGAUAAAACAAGCACAGCAUGAUGCGUAUUUUGUAGAGAUUGAUCAACUCCGUGAAAAUAAGAAACCGUCAAACCAGUCCAAAACCCACAUACUUCGAUUGCGACUGGACACGAAGGGUUUCCUGCGACUCGAAGGAAGGCUGCACUUUGCGUCAGAGGCAGAAGGUACAAAACAUCCUAUUCUGCUUCCAAAAGAACAUCCUUUGACGAAGCUAAUUGUUCGAGCUGCUCAUCAUAGAGUGCUUCACGGAGGUGUGCAGGACACGCUAACUGAAAUCAGUGAGACAUUUUGGGUACCGCAGGUACGGCAACUGGCUCGCAAGAUCAUUGGUCGCUGCACGGUGUGUGCAAAAGCGAAACUGAAAGCGGCACAAGCACCCACCGCACCGCUUCCCGAAGAGCGUAUUCAACGAAGUGAGCCUUUUGAGAUCGUCGGUGUCGACUUUGCUGGACCUCUCUUGCUCAAAACAAAAGACGGUGUCGAAAAGGCGUACAUAGCACUGUUUACAUGUGCUGUCACCCGCGCUAUACACCUGGAACUUGUACCCAACGUCACAACGAAGUCUUUUCUGAUGUCAUUCCGAAGAUUCAUAUCCCGAAGAGGCAUGCCAACCACCAUCUACUCUGACAACGCCAAGACAUUCCAGAGAGGUUCCAAAGAAGUGAGAGCAAUGUGGAAGGCUAUGAGAGCUUCAGAAGUUUACGAUUUCUGCUCGACUCAAAAAAUCCACUGGAAAUUUAUCGUGGAACGAGCCCCUUGGUGGGGCGGCUGGUGGGAACGCAUGGUAGGUGGGAACGCAUGGUAA
Messenger RNA from Ornithodoros turicata, 3468 nucleotides. RefSeq lists its product as uncharacterized. Bases 1 to 3468 code for a protein of 1155 amino acids. The transcript has a single exon. The record is from RefSeq and is a predicted model, not a curated record. Gene Ontology annotation, molecular function: nucleic acid binding. Lineage: Eukaryota; Metazoa; Arthropoda; Arachnida; Ixodida; Argasidae. Gene Ontology annotation, biological process: DNA integration.